AUGGCAGGUGGAGCUGCAGGUAAGGUGACUCGCACUGGUGAUGAUAUGCCAGACACUCUCAAAAAGUACAUGCUCACCAGAGAGGUGUACCGGAACGCGUCGGUUGCUAUCCUUGUUGAUGCGUUUGUUCACACACGCAGAUACUUGAAAUCGUGCCGAGCGGACGGUGACGGCGCGUCUUCGGGGUUAGGGCCCGCUGGAGAGUCGUUUCGCGGGUUGUUUUUUCUCUCGCACUUCCAUUCGGAUCAUUACAGCGGUAUUACUGAGAAGUGGUCGCACGGAACUAUUUACGCUAGCCGCGCCACAGGGAAUGUUUUGUGCUGGAAGCUGGGCGUUCGGAGGUCCUGUGUGGAAUGCUUGGACCUUGCGGUGACGUAUAUUUUCUCCCUCCGCAAUGGUGAUCUGGUGAAGAAGGAGGAAGGACGAGCAGAGUGUGGCGAAGGUUGUUUCUCAGUGGAAUUGAUACCCGCUAAUCACUGUCCUGGUGCAGUUAUGUUUCUCUUUCGAUCGGCAGACUUCGGCACGAUUCUCCACACGGGUGAUUUUCGCUUCAGCUCACCCGCUGUCCCCGCUUUGAGCAUCAAACACAGGUGCUGGGAACCGGACCUCAGGAGCAACCCUGUGCUGAAGAGUAUGGGAAACGUCGAUGUGCUCUUCCUUGAUAAUACAUACUGCCAACCGCAGUUCACGUUUCCGGACCGAGCCGCGAUUUUUCAAACAGUAAAUAAGGAGGUAUUAGACAUGAUCAUGGGAUGCGAACGCCGGCUAAGUUACUCCCAGAGCCAAGAGCACAUGCAAACAAAGGAGGAGGGGCAGACGGUCUCAGUAGCUGUGAUAGUGGGAUCCUACUUCAUUGGAAAGGAGAUUAUUGCUCUCUCAGUUCAGGAGAACUUUCCCUCAAAGAAAUCUGGCGAUGGGGCGCCUGCGUACGCCCCAAUAUACGUGACCCCGGAGAGGUACGAGGCCAUGAGGCAACUAGAUUAUUUUCCCGAGCGCUUUACGCCACACCAUAUGAAGGAACCCCAAGACAUCUAUCUUGGUUAUCGUAUGGGAGGAAACGGGGAAAGCGGCGGGGAAUGCACAGGCCGAUUCACAACAUGUGAGGUAAAGCUACCCGUCGACUCGGAGAUUUCAACAUCAAAAACUGCUGGUGAAAUGUCUUCUGACCAUGUGGCCCCCGACUCGAUGACCGGUGGGGUGAAAUACUCGUUAGCCCUGUUUCUCGUCCCAUUGUCCUUAACAACGUACAGUGCUCUGGCUCCAGCGUUCGGCAGACCAGUGAGAAGAAGGCAUGGAGAAGGCACCGCAAUAGAUGGUGGAGCAGCCGAUACCGGUGAUGAAACAGUUAGUCUGUGGGGAAACGAAAGGGUGGAUUUAAAGCAAUUUGAUGGCGUCCUCUUCGUGAAUCCCACCGGGUGGGCUGCGAAGGUUUCCAGACAGAAAAUCAAUGAGCGCGUGUCGCUUCUGAACAUUCCCUACAGUGAGCACUGUUGCUUUUCCGAACUCAUUGACUUUGUGGAAUUUGUGAAUCCCGCCCUCGUGGUGCCAACGGUGUCAAAAGAAGCGUUCGCGCAACACGAGUCCUUAUUUGCUGAAAAGGCCCCCCGGCUGCGCACCCGCUACUCCAACAUGCAGCCCAUCUGUCGGCUGUUGGCGAGGGCAUCUUCAGUGGACAGUCCCGAAACACGCACACAGCCUGGAGAUGCUAAACAAGAAGAGUCCAUCAAAACUGAAAAGCAGCGGAACCCUUUUGCCAUUGGGCGGAGCUUGAACGCGGAGCCAAGUAAGGGGUUGAGUUCUGCAAACACCUGUGAGAGCCGCAAAGGACCCGAAUGUGUGGAUGUGGAGGAUGAGGAGAGCACCGCAUCGGAGGAUACGCACAAUAGAAAUGAAAGUGGUUCUUUACCGAACUUGGUGGAGAAUGCACGCAACGAAGUGGUGUGUAAGGAGAUGAAUAUUCAACCGGAGCGUGUCAUGAGCACAGUUUGUAGGCUUGGUAGCGUAACUCAGAUCCGUAAGCGUGGCCGACCUCAUAGCAGGAAACCGCCAUCGGUUGCUGCCACUACUCAAGCAGCUAUCCGAAGGUGGUGUCAAAGUGGUUACAAAAGUUCGGACAGGGCAAACGCCAAAGAAGUGAUUGACCUGAGUAGUGACUCAGAAUAA
Trypanosoma brucei brucei TREU927 is the source of this 2163-nucleotide messenger RNA. RefSeq lists its product as hypothetical. Gene Ontology annotation, molecular function: damaged DNA binding; 5'-3' DNA exonuclease activity. The record is from RefSeq and is a predicted model, not a curated record. Lineage: Eukaryota; Euglenozoa; Kinetoplastea; Trypanosomatida; Trypanosomatidae. Bases 1 to 2163 code for a protein of 720 amino acids. Gene Ontology annotation, biological process: protection from non-homologous end joining at telomere; interstrand cross-link repair; double-strand break repair via nonhomologous end joining. The transcript has a single exon.